Molecule: messenger RNA, 693 nt
Organism: Candidula unifasciata
Lineage: Eukaryota; Metazoa; Mollusca; Gastropoda; Stylommatophora; Geomitridae
Source: the annotation of a GenBank genome assembly
AUGUACGAUAUCAUUAUUCUGAAGGAGGGUUAUACCAGACCCGAGCCACAUGGUACAAUGCGAGCAUGUGGAACAAUUACCCUUCUGAAGAGCCCCACAAACAAUAUAGUUGUGGAUACGGGAAACCCUUGGGACCGUGAGACGGUUGUUAAGGGUUUGUAUGCCCAGAGUUUGAAUGUUGAUGACAUACAGUAUGUUGUCUGUACCCACGCCCAUAGUGACCACUGUGGUAAUCUCAACCUCUUUACCCGUGCUGUUCAUGUAGUUGGCUUUGACAUUUGUCGACAGGACCAGUUUCAUCUGCAUGACUUUAAACAGGGCAUUCCUUAUGAGAUAGAUGAUGAUGUGGAGAUUUGGCCCACACCUGGACACACAGGCAGUGAUGUCUCUGUUGUUGUUAAGAACACCAACCUGGGAACUGUUGCAAUCACUGGUGACCUAUUUGAGUGCGAACUAGACCUGGAGGACCCCAUGUUAUGGCAAGAACAGAGUGAACGCCCACAUCUACAAGAGCAGAGUCGUAUUGACAUCCUGAAGGCUGCAGACUUUAUCAUCCCAGGACAUGGAGCUAUGUUCCCGGUACCUGUGGAUUACAAGAAGCAGAUGCGUGUGGUCAUGUUGACGGAGGAACACAUCACAACUCCCGACAUGAAAUCCUCCCAUAGUGAAUGUAUUAUUAUUGAAACUGACUAA